Racocetra fulgida is the source of this 400-nucleotide messenger RNA. The record is from the annotation of a GenBank genome assembly. NCBI's taxonomy places the organism in Eukaryota, Fungi, Glomeromycota, Glomeromycetes, Diversisporales, Gigasporaceae.
AAUUCACAAGAAAUUAGAAAGAUUAUUAAGGAGCUUAAGGAGCUUAAGGUGCUUGAUGAGUUUGAUGACAUAAGAAAAAUUAAUGAAAAUUUUCAUGAAGUGCAAUAUGUUGAGUUAAUGAAUCGUCAAGAAGUUAUUAUGAUUAUUAGCAGAGAUUUAUUGGUAAUCAAGAAUCUUGUAAGAAAUAUUAAAGAAUACAUUGAUGGGAAGAUUGAUAAUAAGAAAGAAUCCGAUAAUGAAUCUGAAAAAAACACAAUUAAACUUAUAACAAAGUACCUUAAGGAAAAUUUACCACAAUAUCAUGAAAACAAGGAUAUAUUAUCAAAUGAAAGUAAAGAAAUGAUUGAUAAAACCAAAGAAACUUUGUUAGAGGCUCGUAAACUUUUGAACGCUGUCAAGA